AUGAAGGCCUCGACAAUUCUCGGUCUCUUUGCUGGAUAUGCAGCUACUGCUAGUGCGAUUCCUGUCAAACAAAGAGACAAUCAAGCUGAGAUCACCUUCAUUGGCGCCGCCGACGCCCAAUUCACUCAAAGCAUCCCUACUGACGGGUCCGUUGUCUCGAUUAAAAACCCAUUGAGCAUCUCGCACAUCUCAUCCAACACUGCCGGGGUUCAGUGUACCUUUAAUGGCAUUGAUCACAGUGUGACAAUCGUCAACGGAGCCCAAUUGGUGGAUGUUGGUCCUCCACAGACCCAGGUGACUGCAUCUUGCCAGGCCCAGGGGUCGCAUUCAUCCCCUGCACCUCCUUCCACUCCUGGUUCUACCGGAGGGGAUCAAGUGCAUGUCACUUUCCUUGGAGCUGCCAAUGCUCAGUUUACCCAGAGUUUCCCGUCCAACGGUGAAUCGGUUAAAAUUGUGAAUCCUCUGAGCAUUUCCCACAUUCAAACCGACACUAAGGGCGUUACUUGCGUUUUCAACGGCAUUGACCACAGUGUCACCACUGUUAUUGGUACCCAGUUGGUCGAUGUCGGACCCCCGCAAACCCAGGUCUCGGGUUCCUGCGCAUGA
Molecule: messenger RNA, 606 nt
Organism: Penicillium samsonianum
Lineage: Eukaryota; Fungi; Ascomycota; Eurotiomycetes; Eurotiales; Aspergillaceae
Exons: 3
Coding region: 1-606 (201 amino acids)
Source: RefSeq, a predicted model, not a curated record